Molecule: messenger RNA, 591 nt
Organism: Dromaius novaehollandiae (emu)
Lineage: Eukaryota; Metazoa; Chordata; Aves; Casuariiformes; Dromaiidae
Product: olfactory receptor 14A16-like
Exons: 2
Coding region: 1-591 (196 amino acids)
Biological process (GO): detection of chemical stimulus involved in sensory perception of smell; G protein-coupled receptor signaling pathway
Cellular component (GO): plasma membrane
Molecular function (GO): olfactory receptor activity
Source: RefSeq, a predicted model, not a curated record
AUGGUCCUACCCCUGCACUAUGGGACCCUCAUGGGCAGCAGAUCUUGUGUGAAAAUGGCAGCAGCUGCCUGGGGCGGUGGUUUUCCCCAUGCUCUCCUGCACACUGCUAACACAUUUUCAAUACCACUCUGCCAAGGCAACACAGUGGACCAGUUCUUCUGUGAAAUCCCCCAGGUCCUUAAGCUCUCCUGCUCAGACUCCUACCUCAGGGAACUUGGCCUUCUUGUGGUUAGUCUUUGUUUAGUCUUUGGGUGUUUCAUUUUCAUUGUGGUGUCCUACGUGCAGAUCUUCACUGCUGUGCUGAGGAUCCCCUCUGAGCAGGGCCGGCACAAAGCCUUUUCCAUGUGUCUCCCGCACCUGGCCGUGGUCUCCCUGUUUGUCAGUACCUCAUUUUUUGCCUACCUGAAGCCCCCCUCCAUCUCCUCCCCAGCUCUGGAUCUGGUGGUGACUGUUCUGUAUGCGGUGGUGCCUCCAGCAGUGAACCCGCUCAUCUACAGCAUGAGGAGCAAGGAUCUGAAGGAUGCCCUGAGGAAAGUGAUUUCAUGCACAUUUUUCAGCAGUGGUGACAUUGCCAAAGCUCUCCACAAAUGA